Messenger RNA from Athene cunicularia (burrowing owl), 1577 nucleotides. It is a transcript of the gene PMCH, whose product is annotated as pro-melanin concentrating hormone. The transcript has 3 exons. Bases 744 to 1238 code for a protein of 164 amino acids. Gene Ontology annotation, biological process: chemical synaptic transmission; behavior. Gene Ontology annotation, molecular function: type 1 melanin-concentrating hormone receptor binding; melanin-concentrating hormone activity. The record is from RefSeq and is a predicted model, not a curated record. Lineage: Eukaryota; Metazoa; Chordata; Aves; Strigiformes; Strigidae.
GGUAAUAGUUCAAAGACUUUUUAAAUGAAAAACUAAAGUUUACUUUUCUUUCUACAUUCUAAGCCAGUAUAUCUGACUAUGUUAUUUUUGUAACUGGGAAAGGUUUAUCUUCAGAAAGAAAAUGUAGACAGAUACAAUUACUUAGGCAUUAAUAAAUGUUUCUAGACAUAAGCUCUGAAUAAUGGAAUCUGACAUAAUGGACAUCGAAAUACAAAUUAAUGAUUUCAGAUCUAACACAGUAGCACUCUAAGCUAUUGUUAAAUUUCAAGCUUUCCAACUCUUUAGUGAAUCUGUUUUGAUCAAAAACUAUGAUAGAUCACACCUUUACAACAGUCCUGCUUAUUUAUGUAGAUUAGUUCCUUUUCUUAAAUUGCCUUAACUGGGUGUAAGGCUUUAUAAACAACACAAAUGGACAUCACUUUUUCUGUGAACUUUGUUAUACUGAUCCAUGAAAAGGAACUAAUCUGUGAUGUUCUAAAAACAUACAAAGAAACAAAUUAUCCAUGAUAAAGAAAGGUUUAAGUCAUUCUAAACAACAGAUGGGAUUAGAAGGAUUAUAGAAAAGGUUACUCCUUAAUAUGAAUCAUUUUUAAAGAGUGAACUCAGCCAUUGAAGUAGUUUCCAUUCAAUCUGUAAAAUAUAUAAAGUGGGCACAGACAGAGGACAUAUUAAUUGACAACUGGAAAAGCUUUCUUAGAAUUUGAAAACUGCUUAACUUCUAUGCAAGCAUUAAGUAACUAAGAAUGUGUAUCUCAUCAUACAUGUUAAUUCUCUCUCUGUUUUCUCAAGGUUUUCUACUCUCAGACUCAAAAUCUCUGCAAAAGGUAGAAGAUGAAGAUUUGUUGCUAACCACAUUAAAUCUAGGAAAAUCUCUUCGAAAUGGAGAUAGAAGUGUGAACAGAGGAGCUAUACCUUUGCUGAAGCAUUAUAAGACUGAAGACAGUAGUGUUUCAGACAAAGAGGAUGACAGAAACAUUAAGUUUUUGGACACAGAUUUCAGACAAGGUUUCUUAAAUCAUGUUAUCCCAGUCAACUUUGGUAGAAAGCAUCUACCUUAUCUUGCACUGAAGGGAGCCAUGGCUUUUCCAGCUGACACUGGAAUUCAUAAUAUUGAAUCAAUACAGGAAAGAGAGACUGCAGAUGAAGAAAAUUCAGCUAAAUUCCCUAUAGGAAGGAGAGAUUUUGACAUGCUCAGGUGUAUGCUGGGAAGAGUCUAUCGACCUUGUUGGCAAGUCUGAAAAAUACUGAUCUACACCACGUUCUCUGAAGAUUAAAUAUUUCUUUAUGAAUUUAAUGUAAUUUGAAGUUACUGUGUUUUAGCGUGGCUAUACAUAUACAUCCAAAAAUACUUUCCCAUCACAUUGUAGAGGGAAACAUAAUUCAUUACCAAAAAAGAACAUAGCUGGCAUUAUUCAUGAUGUAUUGUUAUAAAAAAAUAAAAGACUUCUGCAUAAUCCAGACUCUUAAUUAUUUGUCUAAUAUUACAUAGAAACCACUUUCACUUAUUUUGGUAUGAAAGGAAGUAAUUAAGGAAUUUCACCCUUUUCUUGCAAAAUCUUACAACUUUGAAACCCGUC